AUGCAUAGUGCAAAGAAAAAGCUUAGAAAAAGCAUUGUAGUUAAUUCUGAUACUGAAAAUGAUGAUAAAGAGAAUGAGUUUACUUCAAAAAUUAGUGAACUUGAAUAUAAAGAAUGGGUUCUGGCUUUAAAAGAGCGUAAAAUUGAUCUAAGAGAACAAGAGGCUAAAGUCUAUUUAAUGGAACUAUCAAAUUUUGAAAAGGAGUAUAAGUUAGAAUUUGUUAAAUCUUGA
Messenger RNA from Funneliformis caledonium, 231 nucleotides. Lineage: Eukaryota; Fungi; Glomeromycota; Glomeromycetes; Glomerales; Glomeraceae. The record is from the annotation of a GenBank genome assembly.